AUGAGGUCACCAAGAAAGUUGCUCAAGCAGUUGUCCAUCUCGAGAGGAGAACGUCGUCGUCGGUCUAACGAGAAUCAGGCUGGCUCAACGCCACCAGCAUCCGCCAACAACAUCUCACCAAAUCAGAUGCCAGCGUCGCCACGUCUCAGCCCGAACGAAUGGCAAUUCGCAUUCGAUCACGUCAUCUACGAUGUCGACGGACGUGCGCAGUUCACCAAAUUCUUGCAGUCCGAGUACUCGGAGGAGAACAUCUUGUUCUGGUGGGCUGUCGAGGAGCUGAAGGCCGUCGGAAUCUCCGAGGGACGUGCCAAGUUCGAGUCGACGGUCCAAGAGAUGUACGACACAUUUAUCGCUGCCGAGUCCCCGUUGGCCAUCAAUAUCGACCAUGAUACACGGACCGAUAUCAUUGGAUUAGUCGAAGGAAAGGAUCCAUCGACAUUCCCGGAGAACAUCUACGAGCGUGCUCAAGCUCACGUCUAUCGUUUGAUGGAAAAGGACUGCUUCUCUCGCUUCGUUCACACCAGCGCCUACAAGGACGUCGCCAAGAAGUUGUCCCUUCCGCAGACAUUUCUAUAA
Caenorhabditis briggsae is the source of this 576-nucleotide messenger RNA. It is a transcript of the gene Cbr-rgs-4, whose product is annotated as Protein CBR-RGS-4. NCBI's taxonomy places the organism in Eukaryota, Metazoa, Nematoda, Chromadorea, Rhabditida, Rhabditidae. The transcript is spliced from 7 exons. The record is from RefSeq and is a predicted model, not a curated record. The coding region runs from base 1 to 576 and encodes 191 amino acids.